This is a messenger RNA of Entelurus aequoreus (snake pipefish), 4775 nucleotides long. Its product is annotated as forkhead box protein O3-like. Gene Ontology annotation, cellular component: nucleus. The transcript is spliced from 2 exons. The coding region runs from base 807 to 2900 and encodes 697 amino acids. Gene Ontology annotation, molecular function: DNA-binding transcription factor activity, RNA polymerase II-specific; RNA polymerase II cis-regulatory region sequence-specific DNA binding. Gene Ontology annotation, biological process: regulation of transcription by RNA polymerase II. NCBI's taxonomy places the organism in Eukaryota, Metazoa, Chordata, Actinopteri, Syngnathiformes, Syngnathidae. The record is from RefSeq and is a predicted model, not a curated record.
ACACACACACACACACACACACACACACACACAAAGCCACGCUGCGCCAGAGCGAGCGUCCACAAGGCGGCUUUUUGAUUGAGGGAUUUAAGAAGGAGAGAGAGAGAGAGAGAGAGAGAGCGAGAGAGAGAGGGAGGCGCGAUCACGAUGUGUAUCGUCUCGGCGAGCAGCACUCCACUAUCGGCGGCGUCUCCUCCCGCACUAACGAGUGUCACCUGAUAUUGUUCUCGUGGAAAUCUUUUUUUUUUUUCAAUUAUUUUUUUUCAAAAUUAUUAUCCAUGCUGAGCGACAUUUUUCAGUCUCUCUCACCCCUUUUCUGUCUCUCUCUCUCGCCAGCUUCGUGGGAGCGUCACGCCUCUUCACGAAACAAUCGCCAGACACUUGCUCCACCACCCGGGAAGACGAUUGAAUAAUUCACGGCACAAUCACGCCUCGUCGGGAUUUUUUUUUUUGUUGCUUCUUUUUUUUUUUUCUUCCCCUCCCUCCCUCCCUCCAUACACCUUCCCGGUGGAUUUAUCCAGCUUUUUAUUUAUUUAUUUUUAUUUUUUUGAAGAAGCUGCGCACGCAUCUCCAAUAUCAUCUGUUGCUCACCGGCAGGAGGAGGAACCCGGAAUCCGGCGAUGAAGACGCGGAUAAGGAGAGGAUAAAAUAUGGACAAAAAGGUGCUUUUACUUUUAUUGCUGCUGCUGUCCUUACACGCCACGAUGCUCCGACUUGAAGUUUAAUAAUACGCCGCGCCAGCAUCUCCGAAGACACGCACCGUGGAUGUAUCCCCCGCCCCAGCUGUGAUCUCACUUCCCGCUCAAAUGUUGAUGAUGGAGGACGACGAGCUGGACGCUCAUCAGGUUGAGCCGGAUUUCGAGCCGCAAAGCCGGCCUCGCUCCUGCACCUGGCCGGACUUCCCCUCCGCCGCCGCGCAUGAGGCUGGCGGCGGGGGGCAGCUGCCGCUCGCCGGCAUCAAGGUGGAGCCGGAGGACGUACCGGCGUGCCGCGCCGCGCUCACCGGCGAGCUCAAGCACCCCGCCGGCGCCCCGGCGCCCACCCCGCACCCCUGCCUCGACGUCAGCGGACCGCUGCGCAAAGCCAAGUCGUCGCGGCGGAACGCGUGGGGGAACCAGUCCUACGCGGACCUCAUCACCCGCGCCAUCGAGAGCACGCCGGAGAAGCGGCUGACGCUGUCGCAGAUCUACGACUGGAUGGUCCGCUACGUGCCAUAUUUCAAGGAUAAAGGCGACAGCAACAGCUCGGCCGGAUGGAAGAAUUCCAUCCGACAUAAUCUCUCCCUCCACACGCGCUUCAUCCGUGUUCAAAAUGAGGGCACUGGAAAGAGCUCCUGGUGGAUGCUGAACCCUGAUGGAGGGAAGAUGGGCAAGGCCCCGCGGCGGCGAGCCGUUUCCAUGGACAACAACACCAAGUAUCUUAAGAGCAAAGGUCGCAUUCGGGGAAAAAGGGUCGGACGCCCUGGAAUUGGAGCGGUAUCUGCUGUCGUCGGGCUUCAGGGCUCCCCUGAUCACGGCAGCCCACCGCAUAAAGGUCUCCCCGGAUCUGGAGGGGCAUCCAGGACGGAUGGGGAGUUCGACGCCUGGACAGAUCUCCACUCCAGGGCAAGCUCGUCGGCCUCCACUCUGAGCGGCCGCUUGUCGCCCAUCCUUGCUGAGGGGGAACCGGAGGAACCGGAGGAGGGAGACCUGUCCUGUUCCACCUCCCCACACCUCUACCCCUCCCCGACCGCCUGCUCUCCGUCCAUGGGGACAGGCAACCGCUGUCCUCCCCUUGAGCAAUUGCCUCAGCUGGCCAACCUGACAGGUGCCAUCUGUCUUGAUGAGCAGCUGAUGGAGGACGGCUAUCAUCACCAUCAUUCACAGCAGCAGCAACACCAACAGCAUCCCUCUGUUGGCAGACAUAAGCACCAGACCUCAGUCUACCACUACAGCUCUGGAGUGAAGGGCCAGGGUUCUUAUGGAGCAGGGGGGUAUGGUGCGACGGGCAUGGGCAUGAUGCGCCACCACUCACCCAUGCAAACCAUCCAGGAGAACAAGCCAGCCAGGUUUUCGGGAACAAUGCGGACAUACUCCAGCAGCAACGCUCUGCAGAGUCUGCUAACGGGGGUUUCAGCCGGGCAGCCGUACUGCUCGAAGGACAUGAUGCUGGUCCCCAAAAGAGAAGGCCAUCACAUGAUGGCUUGUAACGGCUCCAACCCUCACGGCCACCUUGCCGGUCACCACAAUGGACAUCACAGUCACAACAGAACUCACAGCCAUACUCCGUCACACAAUCACAACUCAUCUCACAGCCUCAGUCACAACAGCAUCAGUCAUAACCACACCCCGCCCCGAGUGCUGCCCCUCAAUCCAUGCGGCAACCAGCUGCAGACUUACAAUCACAAAUCGCCCUACCUUUACAGUCCACCGUCGCACGCCCACCUCCCGGCGUCAACCACCCUGCCCCCUAACCCAGCGGGGAUGCUUGGCAUGCCUCAGGACUCUUGCCAUUUGGCCACCGCCCCUCAUCCACACCCUCGUCACAACCAUUACCCUGAGCCGCAACACCAAGCCAUGGCUAACGGACCCUUCCACCUGGGCCAGGGCAUGGGGGGCAGUAAUGGCAAUGGGAGUUACCACCACGGCUACCACCAACCCCACCCGCACGAGAGACUACCCGCUGACCUGGACAUCGAUAUGUUCCAGGGCAGCCUGGACUGCGACGUAGAGUCCAUCCUCCUCCACGACAUCAUGGACUCUGGGGAGGAGAUGGACUUCAACUUUGACUGCUCCCUCGCUCAGGGGGUGGGACUCGGAAUGGGAAUGGGGAUGGGUGUGACCAUGGGCAUGGGGAUGGGAAUGAGCGGACUUGCCGGUCCACAGCAAACCCACAGCAACCAGAGCUGGGUCCCUGGCUGAAAUGCGGUAGGACCCACCGGGGCCCUAACAAAAUGAACAAUGUUACCCAUAAAGCACUGUGUUCAACUGUGACAUUCCUUACUUGACACAGAGACUAUAGGACCAUGUCUUUCUUUGUUGUCUGUCACCACUUCCUCCUUUUUUUGCCCCUCCUCCCCCUGUGAGAUCCAGCUCAUGUCCCGUUAAGUAUUCCCUCAUAUCAGCUAUACUGUGAUGACAAUCUCUCAGCAUCAUUGCUUCUCAUCUGCCAUGAGAGCUGAACUCUCAGUGCACUUUAUUGCAAGUGGGUCUUGAUCUGGCAGAACCUUUGGCGGGGCGGGGGUAUGGGCUGCAACUCUUUGGGCACGAACAACCGCAGUCAGAAUCUAGUGUCAGAUGUCAAACUUAAAUAAGCCCCUUAAUCAGUCCUUCGGGCAAAGUGGGGACCGAAAAAGAAAGUACAAGAAAUCAUUGAAAACCCAAAUUAAUUUCUGAUUCAGGACCGCUUUCCCUUCUUAAUGAAAUCCACUCUCAUGAGAGCCAAUCAAUCCCGGCCUGUGUCUUCGCACCGCCGUUAUUUACAGCCUCAUACAUCCAGACCUUGACUCCUCUGUUGGACGCCACGUUUGGUUAAUGUCCUUCUCGCCGGCGGCCCCGGCGUGUUGUCACGACAUCACUAAGUGGAUUCCAUCAUUACUCGCUUGCGUGCAAUUUGCUGAAUUAAAAACUUGUAUCACCUUGUCUCACCUGGGCCUCUGGAGCCCCUCUCUCUCUCUCUCUCUCUCUUUCUCGCUCUCCCGGGCCCUGUCUGGAAGUGGCGUUCUCCUUCCGCCUGCCAGCGGAGACAAAGUGGCCAUUACUCACGGCGAGCCAUUAAUGGGGCUUGAUUGAAAUUCAGCAUCUUGCUUUUAAUCUCCAAAGUGAUGCGGCAGCAAUGCGUCAUUAUCGAGAAGCUAACACGUCGUCCUCCCGUAUCUCACUACGACUUGCCAUCCCCCUUUCCCCUAAUGUCCACUUUUGGGCAAGACAUCGAUGAGAAGCCCGCAAAGCCAUCCGUCCCCGCCCCUUUCUGUGUGUGUGUGUGUGUGUGUGUGUGUUUAUUCCGUUGUCGUGUUGUCAUUGUGUUCUUGGUAACUCUACGGACCAACGGCGCUGACGAAAUUCCGUCGGUGAAAUGUAGUGCAGUAUGACCUUCCUCCCAUCCUCCCGGUCGGAACUCUUCCGCCCGCCCACGUUUGUGCUUUGCUCAAUUGUCUCUGUGUUUGUGAGCCAGGGGUGGAGGCGGUGCCGGUGCCGGUGCCGGUGCCGGAGCGCGUGGUGGUGGUGGGGUUAGUCUGAAGCUUCUUUAUCAUCGGCCUUGAGGGAGUCACGGAGAGGACAUCCCCCCCCCAAGUCUCUUCUCGGGCACCUCCAAGGAGAACCCUCUCCAUUUGUACACAAAAGGUGGGCGGGGCUUAAAGGGUGUUUAUUGUUCCAGCCAAAGGUCAAACAUGGCAGAGACUAUCAGACCCAUUAUUGAGGUGAAUACUCUUCUAUCCUUGCGUUGCUGGAAAAUGUGCGGGCUUUUCCCAAAGCAAGUCGUGAUACAACCGUCUCGUUUUGCUCUAUUUAUUUAUGAACGAUGGGUCUUUGUCCAAUCCUAACUGUGGUAGUUGUUUCCAGUCAACUCCCGUACCUCCCACCUGCUCUCUCCCCGCGCCCCCUUUUUUAAAGAUGUCGACCUCCGCCCGUCCCUGUUUUGACUUACAUUUAUUUUGUACAAAAUCUAUAUAUUAAGAAUAUUGUAAAAUAGUUUUUAAGGGAAAAAAAAGUCUCAAAAGGAUUAUCAGUUUUGUUGUCUAUUUCUUUUUUUCAAAAGAAUGUAUCUCAUCAUCUGGUGACUGUUAAAUAAAUGCA